Micromonas pusilla CCMP1545 is the source of this 3921-nucleotide messenger RNA. RefSeq lists its product as uncharacterized. Bases 517 to 3921 code for a protein of 1134 amino acids. NCBI's taxonomy places the organism in Eukaryota, Viridiplantae, Chlorophyta, Mamiellophyceae, Mamiellales, Mamiellaceae. Gene Ontology annotation, biological process: mRNA splicing, via spliceosome. Gene Ontology annotation, molecular function: RNA binding; ATP binding; helicase activity. The record is from RefSeq and is a predicted model, not a curated record. The transcript is spliced from 2 exons. Gene Ontology annotation, cellular component: spliceosomal complex; intracellular anatomical structure.
CGCGGGGGGCGACGACGCCGGCGCGCCGCCGCCGGCGAAGGCGGCCGCGGGAGGAGACGGGGACGACGCCGCGGACGCGAAGCACGUCUUCGCCGCGCCCGCGCCGCGGACGGGGUCGCUCCUCGGGCUCGACAAGCUCGCGCGCGCGAAGCGCGCGGAGCGCGAGGCCGCGAGCGGCGCCAAGCGCGCGCGCGCGAUCACAUCGACGACCGGCGACGGGACUGGAAGGAGACGCGAGGGGGGCACCGCGGCGGCGUCAGCGCGCGAAGCGGCGGCGGCGGCGGCGGCGGCGGCGAUCGAAGAGGGGGAGGGGCCCACCCGCGAGAUUCGUCCCGAGGGGGAGACAGAGAACGGGACAGAGACGGAGACCGCGGACGCGGCGGUCGCGACUCCUACCGCGACGACCGCGGCGGCGGACGUCGCGGCGGCGGCGGGUACGCCGACGCGAACUGGGGGUCCGGGUUCGGCGGCAGCGCGCGCGCCGGCGGCGGCGGCGGCGGCCGCGACUCGAAAGGCAUGGAAGCCAUCCUCGCGCGCGGCAGAGGCGGCGGCGGCGGCGGCGGCGGCGCGUCCGCGUCCGGCGCGGGAUCGAGAGACGACGGCGAGUGGGAGGACACCCCCUCGGGCGCGGGCGCGACCGCGCGCGCGGGCGCGUCGCCGUGGACCGACCGCAGCGCGAGGGACGGCGGCGGCGGCGGCGGCGGCGGGACCGACCGGCCGCGGUCCGCGCGCGGCUCGAACCCUUCCGCGUCCUCGCACCGCGCGACGUUCGAGUUCGAAAGCACCCCCCUCGGCACCCCGACGUGGAAAUCCAACUCGUGGAUGAACGACGACAAAGAAAGCGGCGCUGGCGGCGGCGGCGGCGGCGCCCCCGGCGUCGGCGUCGUCGACGACGACCUCGGCGAGGGCGGCGUCUUCCGCGCCAUGCCCGACGGCGGCGGCGCCGCCGCCGGCGCCCACGAGAAGGACCUCGACCGCGCGUGGUACGACGACGACGAGGGCGGCGGCGGGCACGGCGACGCGCACAACCCGUUCGCGGGGUCGGAGACCGAGGACCGGAUGAAGAAGAAAGAGCAGGAGUACGCCAAGCGCCUGACGCGGCGAGAUGGUCGCCCGAUGACGCUCGCGCAGUCGAAAAAAAUGGCGGGCAUACACGCCGACCACAACACGUGGGAGGAGAACCGGCUGGUCACCUCCGGGGUCGUGCGUCUCCGCGAGGUUGACCUCGACUUCGAGACGGAGGAGGAGAACCGCGUGAUGCUGCUCGUGCACGACACGAAGCCGCCGUUUCUGGACGGCCGCGCGGUGUUCACGAAGCAGGCGGAUAUGGUUCUGCCGGUGAAGGACGCGACGUCGGACAUGGCGAUGAUCGCGCGCAGGGGCAGCGCGCUCAUGCGCGAGGUUCGGCAGAAGCGCGACGAGAACAAGUCGCGGGAUCGGUUUUGGGAGAUGAAGGGCACGAAGAUGGGGGACGUGACCGGGACGACGAAGAAGGAGGACGAGGAAGCCGCGGCGAACGCGGAACGGGUGCGCAAGCAAGCCGGGGAGAGCUUGGAGGACGCGAACGACGAGGUGGAGCUCGACGAGAACGGCGAGAUCGACUUCAGGGCGGGGAGCAAGUUCGCGGACAGCAUGAAGGACAAGAGCGUCGCGCGCAGUGAUUUCGCGAAGACGAAGACGAUGAAGCAGCAGCGCGAAUUUCUCCCCGUGUUCGGCUCGCGAGAGGACCUGAUGCUGACCAUUCGCGAGAACAACAUCGUCGUCGUCGUCGGCGAGACCGGGUCUGGAAAGACGACGCAGAUGACGCAGUACAUGCACGAGGAGGGAUACUCCACGUUCGGGAUGAUCGGAUGCACGCAGCCGCGAAGGGUCGCCGCGAUGUCCGUCGCGAAGAGAGUCAGCGAGGAGCUCGGCUGCGAGCUCGGCGGGAAGGUUGGAUACGCGAUUCGAUUCGAGGACUGCACCGGCCCGGACACGGUGAUCAAGUACAUGACGGACGGCGUGUUACUGAGAGAGACGCUGCGAGAGUCGGACCUGGACGCGUACAGCUGCGUGAUCAUGGACGAAGCGCACGAGCGAUCGCUGCACACGGACGUGCUCUUCGGGAUUUUGAAAAAAGUCGUCGCGCGGCGGAGAGACUUCCGGCUCAUCGUCACCUCCGCGACGCUCAACGCGGAGAAGUUUUCAAACUUUUUCGGGAGCGUCCCGGUGUUUAACAUCCCAGGGCGAACGUUCCCGGUGGAGACGUUAUACGCGAAAACUCCGGUAGAGGAUUACGUCGAAGCCGCGGUGAAGCAAGCGCUCGCGAUUCACAUCGCGUACCCGCCCGGCGACAUCUUGUGCUUCAUGACGGGUCAAGAGGAGAUCGAAUGCGUCGCGUACGCGCUCGAGGAACGUCUGGAGCAGCUCAUGGCCGCGGGGACGUGCCCGCCGCUGUCCGUGCUGCCCAUCUACUCGCAGCUUCCCGCGGAUCUGCAGGCGAAGAUUUUCCAAGACGCCGAGGGCGGCGUCCGAAAGUGCGUCGUCUCCACCAACAUCGCGGAGACGUCGCUCACGUUGGACGGCGUCAUGUACGUCGUCGACACCGGAUACUGCAAGCUGUCCGUAUACAACCCUCGAAUGGGCAUGAACGCGCUGCAGGUGUUUCCGUGCUCGCAAGCUGCGGUGAACCAACGCAGCGGACGCGCGGGGAGAACGGGCCCGGGGACGUGCUAUCGACUCUACACCGAGAUGGCGUUCAAGCACGAGCUUCUGCCGAUGACCGUCCCGGAGAUUCAGCGCACGAACCUCGGGAACGUCGUCUUGCUGUUGAAAUCGCUUAACGUGGAUAACCUUCUGGACUUUGACUUCAUGGACCCGCCGCCGCAGGAUAACAUCCUGAACUCGAUGUACCAGCUGUGGAUCCUCGGUGCGUUGGAUAACACCGGAGGCUUGACGCGGAUGGGCGCGAAGAUGGUGGAGUUCCCCGUGGACCCUCCGUUGGCGCAGAUGCUCCUCAAGGCGGAGGAGCUGAAGUGCUCGAACGAGAUUUUGACCGUGAUCGCGAUGCUGUCCGUGCCGCCGAUCUGGUUCCGACCGAAAGACCGAGAGGAAGAGAGCGACGCCGCGCGCGAGAAGUUCUUCGUCCCCGAGAGCGAUCACCUCACGCUGUUGAACGUGUACCAACAGUGGAAGAACAACGGGUACAGAACGGACUGGUGCAACCGGCACUUCAUCCAGAGCAAAGGCUUGAAAAAAGGCCGCGAAGUCCGCGCGCAGCUGUUGGACAUCAUGAAGCAGCAGAAGAUCGCGCUGCACGCCGCCGGGAGCGACUGGGACUUAUGCCGCAGGGCGCUGUGCUCGGCUUACUUCCACCAGGCCGCGCGCCUCAAGGGCGUGGGCGAAUACGUCAACUGUCGGAACGGCAUGCCGUGCCACCUCCACCCGAGCUCGUCGUUGUACGGCUUGGGGUACACCCCCGAUUACGUCAUCUACCACGAGCUCGUGAUGACGUCGAAGGAGUACAUGCAGUGCGUCAGCGCGGUAGAGCCGCACUGGCUCGCGGAGGCUGGGCCGAUGUUCUUCUCCAUCAAGGAGUCGCACGACAGCGCGAUGCUGACCAAGGCGAGGAGGAAAGAGGAGAAGGCGCAGAUGCGGCGGGAGAUGGCGGAUAAAGAGGCGGAGAGAGAGGAGGAGGAGAGGGCGAGGAGGGCGAAGGACGCGGCGGCGAGCGCGAGGCAGCGCGCGCAGAUCGUGACGCCCGGGCGGAGGGCGGAGCCGGCGACGCCGUCGUUCGGCGGCGGAAGCGGCGGCGGCGGAAGCGGCGGGGCGUCCGUCGCCGGCGGCGCGAGCGGCGGCGGCGUGCGGUUCAACAAGCCCCCGAGCACGGGUCGGAGCGACCGCGGGCCGGGGGGGAGGACGCCGCGGCGCGUCGGGUUGUGA